Molecule: messenger RNA, 1044 nt
Organism: Trichoplax adhaerens
Lineage: Eukaryota; Metazoa; Placozoa; Uniplacotomia; Trichoplacea; Trichoplacidae
Exons: 9
Coding region: 1-1044 (347 amino acids)
Source: RefSeq, a predicted model, not a curated record
AUGCUGGAUAUCAAAAUUACGGCCUAUACUGUACUUGGCUUUGCCACUGCAAACUGCUCAAUUGAUUUUGUUUGGAGUCAACGACAGCAGGGUGCUAACAGCUAUGGUCAACUAGGCCUUGGCCAUACCGAUGAUAAAAUAACUCCUCAAAAAAUGCCCAAUCUAAAUUUUAAGCCCAAGUGGAUUGGUGGAGGAGGUGGACAUAGUGUUUUCUUAGACGUGUAUGUUGCAGAAACUGGCGAAUUAUAUGCUUGUGGAUGGAAUAACAAUGGUCAGUUAGGACUUGAACAUCAGGAUAACGUAACUCGAUUACAAAAAUUGUCUUUACCGAUUCGAAUGCAGAAGGUUGCGUGUGGAUGGAAUCAUACAAUUGCUUUAUCUGUGGAAGGAAAAUUAUAUUCAUGGGGUUCCAAUGCUUUUGGGCAGCUUGGUCACAGCCCUUGCAGCCGAGGCAGUAUCAUCAACACUCCAACACUUAUCGAGGAUAUUAGCGAUAGAGAAUUUAUUGAUACGUGUGCAGGCCUAAGGCAUACUCAUGCAGUUGAAGCUUGUGGUCAAACAUGGUCAUGGGGAGCUUGUAAAAAAGGGCAGUUAGGAAUCGGAGAACGAAUGGAUAUUGUAGAGAAGCCGGUGUUGAUUUCAACGCUUCGUGGCAUCAGAGUUAAGAAAGUAGUCGCAGGUUCCUAUCAUUCCGCAUGCUUAACAGAAUGUGGAGAGGUCUUCUGUUGGGGAAGCAAUCGAUACGGUCAAUGUACUUUAGCCGAUAAAACAGAGUCUCUAAUCCCUGUUAAGAUUAGCUCUGAAAGUUGCGUCAAUAAAUGCUUUAUAGAUAUUCAUAGUGGUUGGAGUCAUGUUGUCGCCGUUGUUGAAGGAGGUAUUGUCUACAGUUGGGGUCGAUGCGACUACGGCCAAUUAGGAUAUACUGAAUUAUCGGACGGUGACUCAAAACGAUACCAACAAGAACCUGCUUGUGUUCCGAAUUUACAUGAUUUAAGACAAAUUGCAUGUGGCUCUGAACAUAACAUCGUUAUAUCAGGUUUAUAA